AUGGCCGCGGCCACCUCUAACCCCUACCUCCCCGGCAACGGCAUCCUGGCGGCCGGCUCCAUCGUCCACGCGGACUCGGGCGGCGGCGGCGGCGGCGGCGGCGGCGGCAUGCAGCCGGGCAGCGUGGCCGUCACCUCGGUGGCGGGCGGCUACCGCGGCGACCCGGCGGCCAAGAUGGUCCAGAGCGACUUCAUGCCGGGCGCCAUGGCCGCCAGCAACGGCGGCCAUAUGCUGAGCCAUGCCCACCAGUGGGUGACAGCCCUGCCCCACGCCGCCGCCGCCGCCGCCGCCGCCGCCGCCGCCGCCGCCGAAGCGGGCUCGCCCUGGUCCGGCAGCCCCGUGGGCAUGACGGGCAGCCCCCAGCAGCCGCCGCCGCCGCCCGACGUCAAGGGCAGCGGCGGACGCGACGACCUGCACUCGGGCGCGGCGCUGCACCACCGGCCGCCCCACCUGGGCCCCCCGCACCAGGGGCACCCGGCGGCCUGGGGGGCGGCGGCGGCCGCCCACCUGCCCUCCAUGGCCGGCGGGCAGCAGCAGCAGCAGUCGCUCCUCUACUCGCAGCCCGGGGGCUUCACGGUGAACGGCAUGCUGAGCCCCCCCCCCGGCGGGCAGAGCCUGGUGCACCCGGGGCUGGUGCGCGGCGAGACGCCGGAGCUGGGCGAGCACCCCGGGCACCACCACCACCACCACCACCAGCACCCCGGGCACCACCCGCCGCACCACGGCGGCGUCAACAGCCACGACCCGCACUCGGACGAGGACACGCCGACCUCCGACGACCUGGAGCAGUUCGCCAAGCAGUUCAAGCAGCGGCGGAUUAAGCUGGGCUUCACCCAGGCCGACGUGGGGCUGGCGCUGGGCACCCUCUACGGCAACGUCUUCUCGCAGACCACCAUCUGCCGCUUCGAGGCCCUGCAGCUCAGCUUCAAGAACAUGUGCAAGCUGAAGCCUUUGUUGAACAAGUGGCUGGAGGAAGCCGACUCCUCCACGGGCAGCCCCACCAGCAUCGACAAGAUCGCCGCCCAGGGCAGGAAGAGGAAGAAGCGGACCUCCAUCGAGGUGAGUGUCAAGGGGGCCUUGGAGAGCCACUUUCUGAAAUGCCCCAAGCCCUCCGCCCAGGAGAUUACGAACCUAGCGGACAGCCUGCAGCUGGAGAAGGAGGUGGUCAGGGUUUGGUUUUGCAAUCGGAGGCAGAAAGAGAAACGGAUGACCCCCCCGGGGAUCCAGCAGCAGACCCCCGACGAUGUCUACUCCCAGGUCGGCACCGUCAACUCCGACACGCCGCCCCCUCACCACGGACUGCAGACCAGCGUGCAGUGA
Gavia stellata (red-throated loon) is the source of this 1320-nucleotide messenger RNA. RefSeq names its product POU class 3 homeobox 3 (gene POU3F3). Gene Ontology annotation, cellular component: nucleus. Gene Ontology annotation, molecular function: DNA-binding transcription factor activity, RNA polymerase II-specific; RNA polymerase II cis-regulatory region sequence-specific DNA binding. Lineage: Eukaryota; Metazoa; Chordata; Aves; Gaviiformes; Gaviidae. The record is from RefSeq and is a predicted model, not a curated record. Gene Ontology annotation, biological process: brain development; regulation of transcription by RNA polymerase II. Bases 1 to 1320 code for a protein of 439 amino acids. The transcript has a single exon.